UCCUUAUACAACCUCUCAAAUGAAAGCCAACUCAUGGGCUUGAAGUUUGCACAGGCCCGUCAUACCAUGUGCUUGAAAAACAACGGUUAAUAUUGCAGGUCGUGAGGACUGAAACACGUGACGUCACGGACAAACCAGUUCUGAUACCAUGUCAUAAACCAGUUAGUCUCAAACUCUCAAUAACUCGAGUUGUUGAGAGAAGGUUAUGUUGGAUCUUAUACAGACCCAUGUAUGGUACUUAAUCACUUCCUUAUGAUUUCUCCGAGUUAUUACUCCGAAGUCAGAACUUUCAGUAAAGUUGCGACAAAGGAGCAUUCGACACCUGACAUGGAUACAUAAAAUGCCCCCCCCCCCCCCCCCCACCCACCCCAUCCCUUCUGUCUCGUCGAUUGGCAUAUUCACAGUAAAGUCUUUUUUUUUUUUUGACAAAAGAUAUUCACAGUAAAGUCAACUAGUACACAAUGUGGAUUUUCCCUAUUUAUAGUGCAAAAAAUCAAUCAACACUAAAUCGAUCUUAAUUUCCAUUCAAGUACUCCAUCAUCACUUGGUUUUGACAUUUGUCACCCCACCACUCAAUCUUGCCUCAUUUGGUGCCCAAUUUGAUCAUAUUCCCCUCACUCACCCAUGACCUAACCUAGCCCUUCCAAAUAAACCCUAGCUAGCUAGCUUGCUAUAUAUCAUCUCUAAGACUUCCAUACACCCUAAUAUUGCAAUAUCUCUCUCUCUAUAAAUACACACCCAUAGAGGUUCUCCUUAGUUCGUGUACCAAAUCAAUCCACUUAUUCCCUGCUAGUUUCAUAUCAUCCAUUCACUUCCAAGGUUGGUAUGUCGAGAAUUCCGAGGAUUCGAACAAGAGAACUCUCGAUAAGUUAAAGAUUGAAUCUCAUAUUUUUCAUUCAUUGGUCUAUUGAUGUUGUGCGUGUGCAGAGAUGGACACCAAAAUGAACGUGAAGAUCAAGCUUAGGUUUCUUCUGGUAGCGGCGGCGGUGACAUGGAUGAUCCUAACCGCGGGAACCACUUCCGCAGCUGAAGACGACCCCAAGCUCAACUACAACGGCGGCGGCGCCGACAGGAAAGUUCAAGAUAAUCGGGAUGAGGCAGCAAGUUCGGCCGGUGGCAGCGUCGCCACCACGACGGCGAGCAACCACCACUAUAUACCGAGGAAGGACUUCGGCCAGAGCGGCGGAGAUGGCGGUGCUCACUAAGUAAUAACUGCCGUUGCAUGAUUUUACAAGCGUCAUCUGCGUACGUAAUAUGGUAUAGUCAUUAUGCAUGGUGGUAGUCGUCGUGCAUAUAUAUAUAUAUACGUAGUAGUAAUUGUGCUUUUUAUGUUGUUAUUAUAUUAUUAUAGUCUAAUAAUAUGUAAUUAUGUGUCGUAGUAUCAUAUAUUAAGAAUAAACGUAUGGGAUGAGUAUACUGGACUCAACCUUAAUCUAUACGGUGGCUUAUUUAGCAUAUAUGUAACAAAGAACUGAAACAGACGAAUAAUUUCAUGUAAAAUAAAAUUUACCAGCAAAGCUGACGUAUGGUUUAUCAGGAAUUCAGGACGAACAAAUAAGGACCGUAUUGGGAUGGGCUAUGAUAAUGAUUCAAUUUGUGAGCAAGCCCAUCGCGAGACGGACAGUAAAGGGGCCUUAAGGCCCGCUAGCUUAAAUAAUUUUAUUUCACAUGGAAAAUAUAAUAAGAAAUAAGUU
Messenger RNA from Linum trigynum, 1694 nucleotides. NCBI's taxonomy places the organism in Eukaryota, Viridiplantae, Streptophyta, Magnoliopsida, Malpighiales, Linaceae. The record is from the annotation of a GenBank genome assembly.